CUGUAAAAAAAAAAGAAUUAAAUUAGACGCUUUCAGCCUGUUCUGACAGAAAUAUGAAUGUGCUAUCUAUCUGUCGAGCUGUGAACUUAAUCCACAGCUUGUACUUCUCUGUGUAAUGCUGUAUGUAUUUGGAGUAUCAAAGGGCAGCCACGGCUGGUUUCUCGGAGACGUGGUCAUUAUGAGGCUUUGGACCUGAGCCGUAAAUCUCUUUCCGGUGACAAAGCUCUAAUAUUUUCCAUGCGCACUCCAGAAGAAGCCAGAUAUUUUUCCAAAGCCGGAGUUUUAAAUGGACGUACCUAUACGCACAGUUUGUCUCGCCUCAGAUGCUCAUUUCUGGACUUUAAGUGAUUUAGCACCUGACAUCAGCUAAAUUAGUAUUGCAUCUGCCUGCAUAGCCUGGAUUCACUCUGAGGGCUGACAGCCAUUCAGCACAAACAGCCACAGCACCGUUUAGCCACAUCGUCCCUCUGCUCCAGGUUUGACCGGCAGCCAUUCACACACUGCGGACAGGAAAAUGCACCUGUCAGAGUUAUUUUGAUGCUCUAUUUACGAAUGUUUUACAUGCUUUUGCAACCCCUCGCUCUCUCUCUCUCGCUCCCCUCCUCUCCCUCUCUCUCCCACCCUCUUCUGUGUACUUUGAGUGAGCUGUGAAAAAGGCAUUAUAAAUAGUGGUCAUGGGUUGUGUAUAUUUAGCCACUCAAACAGCUUCUGAAACCAGUGUGGUUUGUCUGCCGGGACAGUCAUUACAGAGCUGCGAGCUCGCUCUACCUCAUACUUCAUGCCGCUGUUGUUCAGAGCUCCUGCAUAGGACGUCACUGGAGAGCCAGAAGCUGGGGCUUAUGGGGGAAGUGUCCUACCUGAAACUGAAGCUGGCAGACAUGGAGGGAAAACAGGGCCACGGGGCCGAAAGGCAGCACAAAGCAGAGGGCUUACUGAAAGAGCUUCGUAUUCUUAAGGACAAAGUGGAACACCUGGAGGAUCAGAAGUUGGAGUAUGAGAAGAAACUCAAAGCAACAAAGGCAGAGAUCAGCAGCCUUCAGCAGCUCCUGCUCACUAAGAAUGCAGAAAUUGAGAGUUUGCACACUCAGCUGAUGGCCAGACCGUCUCUUCCCACUGAGAGCAUAGAGAGAGAGAUGUACAGGAGGAGGCUAAACACCAAAUAUCUGGAACUACAGAAGCUCAAAAGUGGAAUGAAAUCACUAAUAGCUGCCAACGAUGAAAAGGACCGACGUAUCGAGGAGCUCACCCUGCUCCUAAAUCAGUGCAGGCAGUUCAGAGACGUCCCUCACGUCACAAGGCAAGCUCCACCUGCUGUUCGGUCAUUGUCGAACGGCAGGAGUCUGUCCAGCAGCAGUGAGGAAGAAGAGCAGGGUAUGAUGAAGAGUGCUGACUCAGCCAGCACUAAGUCUGAGGAUGUGAAAUCUGAGGUUUCAACUAACAGUUCUUCCUCACAACAAGCAUCUCUUCUAUCAGUCCAGAAAGACAGCGACCCCAGAAUGGAUCCACAGACUUUAUCAAGUAGCAUGAAUGACAUAACUAAUGGACAUCAGCAAAAGAGCGGUCUGGGUGACACCAGGAGUCAGACGCUGCCGACCAGCUCCUCCCUGAUGGAGCAAAAUGGGACUGACGACAGCAACAGUGAAAACCAAAGGUCUCCAAAUGGAAGUGAAGACGGAGACUCCGGCCAAAAAAAACUGGAGAAAGCUGAUGACAGCACGUCAAGUGAUAAUUCCCCGGUUCAUUCGGGGGCCGGCACGCAGCCAGGCCAGCGGGCCGUUGGCUCGCCAGAAUACAUGAAGAACAACAGGAGCUUCAAGAGGCUCUGGGGAAAACUUCGAAGGACCCAGUCUGGCGGCCUCCAGGCAGCAGAUCCAGAUGGUGGUCCGUUCAGAAGAGGAGGACUUCGUGCAACAGCAGGACCUCGACUGACCCGGACCCCUGAAUCACAUGACAAUGCACGUGAUCUUAAUAUUCCAUUCAGCCAGUGGAGCAAAGAGCAGGUUUGUGGCUGGCUGGACGAUUACGGACUGAGUCAGUACGUCAGUCUCUCCAGACAGUGGAUUGAAAAUGGACAGACUCUUCUUGCUGCUACACCUCAGGACUUUGAAAAGGAGAUGGGCAUGAAGAAUCCACUGCACAGGAAGAAGAUGCAGCUUGCUUUGAAGGCUUUCACCACUAAAGUUUUUGAGAAAUCAUCAGAGUUGGAUCACAUCUGGGUCACCCGCUGGCUGGAUGAUAUCGGUUUGCCUCAGUAUAAAGAUCAGUUUCACGAAGCUCGGGUCGACGGUCGAAUGAUCCAAUAUCUCACAGUGAACGACCUGUUGACUCUGAAGGUCACCAGCCAGCUGCAUCAUCUCAGUAUUAAAUGUGCCAUUCAUGUCCUUCACGCCAAUAAGUUUAACCCAAACUGUCUCCGUCGUCGGCCGGGAGAGGAGAACCAGCCAUCUCCCUCGGAGGUGGUGCAGUGGUCAAACCAUCGAGUGAUGGAGUGGCUGAGAGCAGUGGAUCUGGCCGAGUACGCUCCCAAUUUACGGGGCAGUGGUGUUCAUGGCGGUUUGAUUAUCUUGGAACCUCGCUUCAGCUCAGAGACGCUGGCUCUGCUCCUGAACAUCCCGCCACAGAAGACGCUGCUCCGGCGGCACCUGGCCACCGCCUUCUCGGCCCUGGUGGGGUCGCAGGCCACGCAGGAGAAAAGAGAGUACGGCAAUGCCACGGGACAUGUGCCCCUCACCACCACCGCUAAAGUAAAGCCAAAGAAACUGGGUUUUACCCAGUUCAGUCACCUGAGGAAGCGGAAACCUGACGAAUCAGACUACAUCUGCCCCAUAGACAGUGCAGCACUAACAGCCAAUGGAGUUUCUCGCUUCCCCUCGUCGACACACAGAGGCCUGAGCCCCAGUCUGGACAGGCCGGCUGAGAGGAAGGAACAGGUGGGAAUCCAGGUUCAAAGCAACGGUGCCAAACAAUAACUCAACAAACAGGACAGCUUCUUCACCUCACUCCAUUCUCACCAAGUGACUCCAGAUGUUUCUCCAGGAUCUGCCGGAUGGACCCGCCGCAAACAUACUUUAUUCAGCAGGUUGUGAUCAUGCUGUUAUCAUUUUAAUCAGGUAUUACUGAAACAACAUGCAUCUUAAAACAGUGAUUGUAUAAGUGGCCUUGUGUGACUGGUUUUAUGAAAGCUGCUCUCUGCAUUCCUUAUCAAGUUGGAUUCCGAAGCUUCUAUUUUUGCUUUUAAAACAAUGUUACUGACCAUUUUAUACUGGAAUUGAGUAGUUUGGUAAAUUUAGUGAAGGUGUUUUAUUUUGCUUUUUUUUCCCUUUGUUUGUACAGUUUAAUGGAUCGAUUACCUUAACAGUAAAUGUUCCUCGCUUCAUUUAUCAAUGAUUUCUUUUUUUGCACCUUACACAAGGCUUAUUGGUAAAUUGAAUCUGAGAUCAGUGUGCUUUAACCACAGUGUUGAAUGUUUUUGUUGUUGUUGUUUGAAACAAGCCUACUUAAACACAGUAUUUAUCAUUGCUACAGUAUGUUCCUUAAAAAAUAAAUGGAACUUUGCAUUACACAGAGGAUCAGAUCAUUACAGGAUGACAUUGAGUCCCUCUGAUGAAACAGCUGUUUUUAAUUUAAGACUGCCCACUACUGGUCAAAGACUAGAAAUACACCCAGUGAACUUUAAAUCUUUUUUUUUUUUUUUUUUUCUUUUCAUUAGUUCAGUUUUUAUUGACAGGAAACUGGCCUGGACUCUGAUUUGAUUUGUUGAAUUAAUAAAAAUAAAAUUACAUACUAUUGAUAUUUUUUUGCAGACAUCAUCAUAUUACUUUUGAACUGUUCUGAAUUAUUAAAUGCCUUCAUGUUGAAGAAUAUAUAUGAUGUAUUCCAAAUGUCACCUGAAAUUAUACAAUUAUAUAAUCUGAUUAAGUUACAUUAACAUUACAAGUUAAAUUAAAAAUCUGUGAUUACAAGAAGUCAUAAUUCAAUGAUUGUUGAUCCCUGACAAGUAUUUCAAUAUGAUCAUGAAA
Molecule: messenger RNA, 4019 nt
Organism: Salarias fasciatus (jewelled blenny)
Lineage: Eukaryota; Metazoa; Chordata; Actinopteri; Blenniiformes; Blenniidae
Gene: ppfibp2a
Product: PPFIA binding protein 2a
Exons: 20
Coding region: 675-2969 (764 amino acids)
Biological process (GO): neuromuscular junction development
Cellular component (GO): presynaptic active zone
Molecular function (GO): protein binding
Source: RefSeq, a predicted model, not a curated record